AGUCGAUAGAGAGACCUUCCUCUUUCGCACGGUGGAACUGAAUAACACCCGAUACUUGCUAGCCGACUAGACGUUCCUCCUUCGCUACAAUGUCUGCUUCUCGUCUUCUUCUUCAAGGUAUGGCUUCUUUGAAUUACUCCUCACUUCCUACUUCUCUCAGAUCGGCCUCUUCUCAUACCUCCAAUUCUUCAAUAAAAAACCGCAAUUUCGAAUUCAACGGCAUCGAUGAUGCUGUUGAAUGCUUUAAUCGGAUGGUUCACAUGCACCCUCCACCUUCUACGUUCGAAUUUAAUCGAUUGUUUGGUUCAAUCGUGAAAAUGAAUCACUAUUCAGCCGUGAUUUCGCUUGCUAAAUCUAUGGAGCUGUUUGGUAUCAAGCUCAAUAUCGUUAACUGCCUCUGUUGUUUGAGGAAUGUGGAUUUUGGGUUCUCUCUUCUGGGAAAAAUCCUGAAACUUGGUCUCCAACCUAAUACUGUAACAUUCAACAUCAUCAUCAAGGGCUUGUGUGCUGAGGCUAAAGUUGCACAUGCUGUGAGAUUUUUUGAUGAGAUGGUGGAUAAUGGUCAUCAACCUAAUACAGUUACUUACAACACAAUGAUAAAUUGUUUCUGUAAAGUAGGAUACACUCACGUCGCAGUCCACUUACUCAACAAAAUGGAAAGUAGAGGUUGUAAACCAAAUGUGGUAGCAUAUAGUGCAGUCAUUGAUGGCCUAUGCAAGGACAUGCAAUUUGACAACGCUUUCAAUCUGUAUUUGGAAAUGAUGGAACAAGGUGUUACACCAGAUGUUGUCACUUAUAACUCUUUGAUUCAAGGUGCAUGCAAUUCAGGCCAAAGGAAGGCGACUACAAGAUUAUGGAAGGAAAUGAUUGCAAAGAGGAUCACACCAAACGUCAUCACUUUCAGUAUUGUCGUUGAUAAGCUAUGUAAGGAAGGGAAGAUUUUAGAGGCUGAAUGUGUACUUGGGAAGAUGAUUGAUAUUGAUGUGGACCCCGAUGUGUUCACGCAUAGUGCAUUGAUGGACGGAUAUUGUUUAGUAGGCCGAAUUGAUAGGCACUGGAGUUGUUUGAUUCCAUUACUAAAAAGGGUUUUCAAUUUAAUGUUAUUAGUUAUAAUAUAUUAAUCAAUGGAUGUUUUCAGAGUAAACGUAUAGAGAAAG
Molecule: messenger RNA, 1157 nt
Organism: Tripterygium wilfordii
Lineage: Eukaryota; Viridiplantae; Streptophyta; Magnoliopsida; Celastrales; Celastraceae
Product: pentatricopeptide repeat-containing protein At1g12300, mitochondrial-like
Exons: 2
Coding region: 90-1121 (343 amino acids)
Molecular function (GO): protein binding
Source: RefSeq, a predicted model, not a curated record